Molecule: messenger RNA, 1252 nt
Organism: Durotheca rogersii
Lineage: Eukaryota; Fungi; Ascomycota; Sordariomycetes; Xylariales; Xylariaceae
Product: concanavalin A-like lectin/glucanase
Exons: 1
Coding region: 232-921 (229 amino acids)
Biological process (GO): proteolysis
Molecular function (GO): glutamic-type endopeptidase activity
Source: RefSeq, a predicted model, not a curated record
GCCGUCCCCUCGCGGCGCGUUAUCUCUCCGUUGGGCCGCGCGAAGAGACAAGACAAGGCAACGAAGCAAGAAAGCAAUCUAUUCCAACCACACUAGCCCAGUCGACUGCACCACUCACAAGCUCCCGUCCGUCGUGUGCAUAACUCGCCCACACACCUCCCUUACAGCCUGGAGUGGGGGGAAAGACAAUAAUACCGAAUAAUCUAAAAGACUCCAACUCUACCAUCAACGAUGAUGUUCUCCGCGAGCGGCGUCCUCGCCACCGUUCUCGCACUCUCGCCGGCCGCCCUCGCCGCCUUCGACCAGAACCGGGGGGGCGCGGUGCUCAAGGCGCCGGCGGGCGCGUCGUUCGCGUCGGCGACGGGGACGUUCACGGUGCCGAGCCUGACGGGGACGAGCAAGCUGUCGAUCUGGGUGGCGAUCGGGGACACGCUGGAGCAGGACGUGGUGCUGAAGGGCGGGGUGACGUACACGGGGAGCGGGCUGACGACGUUCGCGGCGUGGGCGCCGGGGGCGGAGACGGCGCUGACGGGGCAGGUGCCCGUGCGCGGGGGCGACACGGUGACGGUGACGGUGGCGCGCUCGGCGACGGACCCGGGCGCGGGGACGGUGACGGUCGAGAACACGACGCAGAACCGCCGCGCGGCCCAGGCCGUCGCGGUCCCCGCCGCCGUCGCCGACCCCGCCGAGCUCCCCGCCGGCGCCGCCGACUGGUUCGUCCAGGCCUACCAGGACGCCGGCGAGCUCGUCCGCGUGCCCCGCUUCGGCACCGUCACCUUCACCCGCGCCGGCGCCACCCUCGCCAACGGCACCGCCGUCGGCCUCACCGGCGCCGGCACCUUCGAGAUCCAGGGCACCAGCGGCCAGAUCUACUCCCGCACCACCGUCACCGCAAACACCGUCACAGUCCGCCAGCAGUAGAGAGGGUCCUGCUGGAGGGGAGAGAUGGGGGAGAUGGGGACAGAAGAGAGAAGCAGUAGAGGGCCUAGCUGAGAAGGUUCGGGGGCAGCGAAGAGAGUUGGUUAAAACACAUGCUUUUUCUUUUCUUCGGAGACCCAAGUCGAGCGAGGAAAAUAGAUUGUAUAUCCGCAGACGUGCCUCCCUACUAUGUUUCAAAUCGCGUCAAGUAUCCUUAACUUGAGAAUUCACGACGGAGCUUUUGCAGUUACAUGGAUUUUCGAGACCAAUAUGCAGCCGAUGUGUCUUGUUUCCGCCGAGGACAUCGGAAGUGAUAAUAGCACCCGUAGCUCAA